AUGUCCUGGUUUGGUGGCCUUGGCUGCAGUUUAGGCCAUUCCCUGGGGCAAGUGGGUGGUACUGUGGCCUCUUUAACAGACUGUGUUUCUAGUUUCACAAAAGAUGUGCUGAGGAAGGGAGCUGGAAAGGUAGAAGAACUCCUUGACACUGCAAGAGAGGAGGUUGUGGACUUUGAAUCAGUCUUAAAAGCAGAGAUUAAGAGGCUUCGAAUUCUUUGUAGCGAUCUAGAAGAGAAGUAUGAAGCGUCAGAGCUUCAGCUGAAGCUGCAAACCGCUAGCUACAGACAUCAGUUACACCAGAAAGAUGUAGAAAUCAAACUUCUGACAGCAAGACAGGCAGCAAUGAAGGAGGAGUUGCUAAAGCUGCAAUCAGUCACCCACUCAGUAAAUCUUCAUGAUAGCUUUCAGCCCUCAACUCCUGAACCCUCAUCACUGGGUUAUGAUGUCUAUCAGCACGGUUCAGCUUUCCAGAAUGAUGAUAUGGAUUUCGCUGAUCUAAUUUGGUCACAACAAGAAAUAAAUAGAUUGUCAAAUGAAGUUUUAAGACUUGAGGCUGAUGUCAGCCAUUGGAGACAUUUUGCUCAAACUUCCACAGCACAGGGAGCAGAUAGUUUUAAUCUAAAGGAAAUCUAUAAACUGCAAAAUACUAUCAAGGAACUUGAAGAGAAUCGAAAUAAGGAAAUUGAUGACCAUCAACUUGAAAUGGCAGCACUGCAGGAAAUUCAUCAGCAGAAACUGGCAGAAAUAAGUAGCAGGCAUCGAAAACAAUUAAAGGACUACGAGGAGAUGAUUCAUGAUAUGCAAAAAACUAUUCAAGUUGUAGCUGCUGAAAAAGUAACAUCUACCAAGAAAAUCAGAGGACUUGAGAUUAGAGUAAAAUACCUUAAAAAAAAAUUAUCUUCUGUAGAAAAGGAAAUGGAUGCUUUAGUUAGAGAUCAAGACCAGGUAAAUGAAACGAAUAAAAAAUUUAAAAAAGGUGAGUUGAAGCCUUCUAUUAAGCAUAGUGAUGCUGUGACAGAAAAUGAAAAAGUUCUUCCACAGAGAACAUCCCUGGAAGAAGCAUCCAGACAACAACAGCCACUGUCUGACGCUGAAAAUGAAAUGAUGAGAUUAAGUAGUUUGAAGCAGAAUAAAAAUCUCAUUGAAGAGAACCUGAAACUUCAAAAACGAGCCCAAGUUUUGGAAAAAGAAAAUUCAUUAUCAAAUAGAGAAAAGGAAGAACUUCAACUAUCACUUGUCGGAUUGAACAAUGAAUAUGAACCCAUUAAAAGCUCAACUAUAGGACACAUGAACUUGGAUUCAGAAGUACAUCAUUUAAGAUAUGACUUGGAAAUCAAAGAAGGAAAACUCAAUGAGAACACUGCUGAAAAGAAAUUACUGAUCCCUGAGUUAGGAGAGCUGGACAGGCAGAAACAAAAACGACAAUGUGUGUGGUUUUGA
Molecule: messenger RNA, 1440 nt
Organism: Rangifer tarandus platyrhynchus (Svalbard reindeer)
Lineage: Eukaryota; Metazoa; Chordata; Mammalia; Artiodactyla; Cervidae
Source: the annotation of a GenBank genome assembly